Messenger RNA from Helianthus annuus (common sunflower), 2042 nucleotides. Its product is annotated as glucose-6-phosphate 1-dehydrogenase, chloroplastic. The transcript has 10 exons. Gene Ontology annotation, cellular component: chloroplast stroma. Gene Ontology annotation, biological process: glucose metabolic process; pentose-phosphate shunt, oxidative branch. The record is from RefSeq and is a predicted model, not a curated record. Lineage: Eukaryota; Viridiplantae; Streptophyta; Magnoliopsida; Asterales; Asteraceae. The coding region runs from base 97 to 1842 and encodes 581 amino acids. Gene Ontology annotation, molecular function: NADP binding; glucose-6-phosphate dehydrogenase activity.
AGAACAAAAAUUCAAGAAAACAUGAUAUUUACACAGAAACAAGAUCAUAUAAACACACCUCAUCUUCAUUGUCUGAUCAAAACCAGAUAAUCUUGCAUGGCUACACAAAUCAGCCCCUGUUGUUCAUCUUCCACCACCUUCUCAUCUUCUUCACUCAAUCAAGAACCACCCUUUGCUUCUGCAAAGUUGUUCAAUUUCUCAACAAAAUCAUCUACUUCCAGAUGGGCUUUCAAGAUUCAUUCAAGAACUGAUCCAAAAAACCACUUUAACCUCAAAUCUACAAAUGGGUAUCCUCUUAAUGCAGUUUCUUUGCAAGAUGGUGCAGCAGAGAAGCCUUUAGCAAAAGAACUCGUGUUACCAGAACAAACCGAAUCGAAUCUUAGUGUAACAGUUGUGGGUGCUUCUGGUGAUCUCGCCAAAAAGAAAAUUUUCCCGGCCCUUUUCGCUCUGUUUUACGAAGAUUGCUUACCUCCGAACUUUAUUGUUUUCGGUUAUGCCCGAACCAAAAUGACCGAUGAGGAGCUGCGGGAAAUGAUCAGUAGAACGUUAACGUGCAGAAUCGAUAAGAGAGAAAACUGUGGUGACAAAAUGGAAGAGUUUCUUCAAAGAUGCUUUUACCAUUCGGGUCAAUAUGAUUCCGAGGAACAUUUUGCUGAGCUGGACGAAAAGCUAAAACAGAAAGAGGAGGGGAAAGUGUCGAAUAGGUUGUUUUAUUUGUCAAUACCUCCGAACAUUUUUGUGGAUGUGGUACGAUGCGCUAGUUGCAAAGCUUCUUCGGGAAAUGGGUGGACAAGGGUAAUUGUGGAAAAACCGUUUGGGCGAGAUUCAGAAUCUUCUGGCGAGUUAACGAGAAGUUUGAAACAAUACUUAGCCGAGGAACAAAUAUUUAGGAUUGAUCAUUAUCUAGGCAAGGAGCUAGUAGAAAACUUAUCCGUUCUUCGUUUCUCAAAUCUUGUUUUCGAACCACUUUGGUCAAGAAACUACAUUCGAAACGUACAGUUUAUAUUUUCUGAAGACUUUGGUACCGAAGGGCGAGGAGGAUACUUUGACAACUAUGGAAUCAUUCGCGAUAUAAUGCAAAAUCACCUAUUGCAAAUAUUGGCGUUAUUUGCAAUGGAAACACCCGUGAGUUUGGACGCCGAGGAUGUUAGAAAUGAAAAGGUCAAAGUUUUGAGGUCAAUGAGAAAGUUAAGACUCGAAGAUGUGGUCAUCGGUCAAUACAAAGGUCAAAGCAAAGGUGGAAAGACGUAUUUAGGAUACACAGAGGACCCCACCGUCCCGAACGAUAGCCUGACUCCAACUUUUGCAGCAGCAGCUCUCUUUAUCGAUAAUGCUCGGUGGGACGGUGUUCCGUUUCUUAUGAAAGCUGGGAAAGCCCUCAAUACUAGACGGGCAGAGAUCAGAGUUCAAUUCAGACAUGUUCCGGGUAACCUGUACAAGAGAAACUUUGGGAUGGAUAUGGAUAAGGCUACAAACGAGCUCGUGCUUCGUGUACAGCCCGAUGAAGCCAUCUAUCUCAAGAUUAAUAAUAAGGUUCCUGGUCUUGGAAUGAGGCUUGACCGAAGUGACCUGAAUUUGCUCUAUAAGACGAGGUACUCGAAGGAAAUUUCGGACGCAUAUGAGAGGCUUUUAUUGGAUGCAAUAGAAGGAGAAAGGAGAUUGUUUAUAAGAAGUGAUGAGCUUGAUGCUGCUUGGUCUAUAUUCACACCAUUAUUAAAAGAACUCGAAACAAAGAAAAUUACACCGGAAUUGUAUCCGUACGGAAGCAGAGGACCGGUCGGGGCUCAUUAUCUGGCGGCUGAGUAUAAUGUCCGGUGGGGAGACCUCGCCGAAGAUGAGUGAUUCGAUGUAUAUGCGCUUGUUUUUCUUUUUUCUUUUGGUCAUCUUACUUCUUGUGAGAUUAUGUUUCUCUUACUAAAUGGUUUAUGUUUAAAAUUUUGAACUCUUUUGGGGUCAAAUCACUGCAUUAUUAUAGACUAAGGAUUUGUCAAGUUGGACAAAUUGGAUGGGUGUAGCUUGUUCAAUAAUUUACAUGUUCUCUA